AUGUCUGUCCACAACAAUGGCCUCAAAGCAACAAUCACUCCAGGCUUUAGAACCAUACAGAGUCACGGAGGAGGAGGCAGAGAGGAGGGAGGACAGAGAGGAGAGAGGACAGAGAGGAGAGAGGAGGAGACAGAGAGGAGGAGACAGAGAGGACAGAGAGGAGAGGAGACAGAGAGGAGAGGAGAGAGUACAGAGAGGAGAGAUGACAGAGAGGAGGAGAUCGAGAGGAGAGAGGAGAUCGAGAGGAGAGAGGACAGAGAGGAGGGCGAGGACAGAGAUGAGAGAGAGGAGACAGAGAGGAGGGAGGACAGAGAGGAGAGAGGAGGAGACAGAGAGAACAGAAAGGAGGAAGGACAGAGAGGAGAGAUGACAGAGAGGAGGGGACCAAGAGGAGAGAGUACAGAGAGGAGGGAGGACAGAGAGGAGGAAGUACAGAGAGGAGAGAUGACAGAGAAGAGGAGACCAAGAGGAGAGAUGACAGAGAGGAGGAGACCGAGAGGAAAGAGUACAGAGAGGAGAGAUGACAGAGAGGAGGAGACGGGGAGGAGAGAGGACAGAGAGGAGAGGACAGAGAGGAGAAGACAGAGAGGAGAGGACAGAGAGGAGGGAGAGGACAGAGAGGAGAAGACAGAGAGGAGGGAGGACAGGGGAGGGAGGACAGAGAGGAGAGGAUAG
Knipowitschia caucasica is the source of this 675-nucleotide messenger RNA. NCBI's taxonomy places the organism in Eukaryota, Metazoa, Chordata, Actinopteri, Gobiiformes, Gobiidae. The record is from the annotation of a GenBank genome assembly.